This is a messenger RNA of Ustilago hordei, 5778 nucleotides long. RefSeq names its product putative YBT1 - Vacuolar, ABC protein transporting bile acids. Bases 1 to 5778 code for a protein of 1925 amino acids. Gene Ontology annotation, biological process: transmembrane transport. Lineage: Eukaryota; Fungi; Basidiomycota; Ustilaginomycetes; Ustilaginales; Ustilaginaceae. The transcript has a single exon. Gene Ontology annotation, cellular component: fungal-type vacuole membrane; fungal-type vacuole. Gene Ontology annotation, molecular function: ATP binding; ABC-type peptide transporter activity; ATP hydrolysis activity. The record is from RefSeq and is a predicted model, not a curated record.
AUGCCGUUCUCCAGGAGCUGUGCAGGUCGUCCUGUAUGGAACCGAGUCGAUUGGGACGCUUGCUUCCAGCAACAGGUGCUCAACUCGUCAAUACCCCUGACGCUUGUGGUCCUCUCUUUGCUGGCCCUCGUCGUACAUCAAUUGCGGAGGCGCCGGGCGCUCACCGUCUCUGCCCAGCAUGUUGCUACUCUCGACCCAGGCGCCUCCUCCUUCUCGGCCGUCGUCAAUGCUCAGUCUGCACAACAUCCUCAUCAUAUCCUCCCACGUCGAUCAACACACACCGAUCUCUUUGGAUUCCCUCGUCGCUUGCUCAGCGCUAUUCUGCCCUGGAACUCGUCUCGCAUUCUACGCAGCAACAGUAUCUCCUCUGUACACUCUGCCAACCUCCCCUUCGCAUCCUCCAACGGGGCUUCCAAAGCUAACUCCGCCGCUGCAGCUUCUCAGGCUGCGCUCGAGGUCUUUCACACUGAGAACGCCGUCAUCCUCAACGAGGUUCACCUCACCCCUCCAACUGCACGCAAGCACCAUGUGGUGGAGCGACUUCGUCGUCUCGAACUGCUGCGUCGUGUCAUCGACGUCUUUGGCUCUGUGACGCUUGCAGCGCUUCAUGCUGGCGACUGGGCCACUGGCUGGCAUUCCAGGGACUAUCAGAUUUACUGGGCUUUCAUGUGGUUCUACCUCGCAUCUCUCUCGGCCUACUCGCUCACAUCCAAGCGCUCCUUCUUCUCUCACAAGGCGGCUCUCAUGUCCGUCUACGUCGUCGUCACACUUUUCAAUCUUCGUACAGCGCUUCUGAACCGCGCAGUGCAUCCCUCUCUUCAUUCUCGAGGUGCCGUUGUGCUUACUGCUGUCGAAUUGCUCAUCGGCUGUAUAGUACUCGUACCCACCCUCUUCUUCCCUCUGCAGACCGUCCUUCCGCGCGACCUGCGCGCCAUCUACACCACCAUGUCGCCCGAGACGCAGCACGGUGUUCCUGGAACAGCGUUCCCUUCGCCUCGCCUGUCUGGUGUUGACGGCGUCUCACGACCGCGACCGCAGCAAGCAGCUGACCCUACCGCCGAUCCUGCAGCUGCCGACCUCAUCCCAGCACCUGAGGAGACCGCCUCUCUGCUCUCUCGUGCCACCUUUGGAUACGUCACCCCGGCCAUCGUUAAGCACUACAAGACCCAGUUCACGCUCGCAGCUAUUCCCGACUUGCCCGUCGCAGAUAAGGCUGCUGCUGUUGUCGCUUGCUUCCGUGCUUACACCUCUACUCGCUCUGAAGAUCCCGCUGCUGCUACUCCUGCUUCAUCCAAACAGGGCCUGCAUGCUGGACUCGCACCUUCCACCCGUCCGCUCUGGCGACGCCUUUUCGGUCACUUCAAGUGGUUUCUCGCGCUCCAGUUCUUCUGGGCUACGCUCGAGGCUGUUCUCGACCUCGUGCCACCCUUCUUCUUGCAAAAGGUGCUUGCCUUCAUCUCAGCAAGAGGCGAGCAGCGUCGCAACGGCAAUAUGGAAGGUGCCGAGCCUCUUCAUCUUGGUAUCCUGUAUGCAUUCGGCAUGCUCGUCGGUCAGAUCAUCGCCUCGAUCUCAGCUUCUCGUGCCCUCUUCAUCGGCAGGCGUAUUUGCAUUCGCCUUCGUGCCAUUCUCAUCACCGAAAUCGUCACAAAGACGCUCCGACGCAAGGACAUCGGCAGUACUGGCGACAAGGACGAUGAGAAGAAGGCCGACGGUGGGGAGGGUGAUGAUGACGACUCCACGGCCGCCGCCAAGAAGGCUAAUGCUGAUGGCGCCAAGGAUGGCAAAGAGAGCGACAAGCCUAAGCGAGCUACGGACGGACAGGUCGUCAACCUCAUCUCGGUCGACGUCUUCAAGGUCUCUGAGAUUUGCGCUUAUCUUCACUUCUUGGCACCCCGUGCGCCGCUCGUGAUUGGCCUUUGUCUGGUCUACCUCACCGUCUUGCUCGGCUGGUCCGCCGUGAUUGGUUUUAUGGUCCUUCUCGCCUCGCUGCCCAUCCAGACUUUAGUUUCGCGCUGGUUCGUCAAGCUGCAGAAGCGUCUGCUUGAGACCACCGACCAACGUCUCAACCUUGCUACCGAGGUGCUGGGCUGCAUCAAGACGGUCAAGUUUUUCGCCUGGGAGCGUUCCUUCAAUGCACGAAUGGAUGAAGCGCGUCAGCGCGAACUUCAGGUCCUCGGUCUCCGCUACCUUGCAUGGCUCUGCAACACUUUCACUUACAUGGGCACCCCAAUGCUGGUGACCUGCGCCACUUUUGGUGCUCACACCAAGAUCUUCCACCAGCCACUCACCGCCGAGAAGGCGUUCACGGCUCUAGCCCUCUUCAACACGCUGCGCAACCCGCUCGAUGCGCUUCCAGACAUGAUUGUGCAGAUCCUCAAUUCGCUUGUGUCGGUGCGACGUAUCGACACCUACCUGCGCGAAGAGGAGACGCAAAAGUACCAGCAGCUUCUGCGCGACGAUGAAUCUAGCGACUGGGGAGAUGCAGAAGGCAGCAGCACCAGCGCUGGCGCUGGCGACGCAGCCAACGCCACAGCGGGUGCCGCCUCUUCUGCCUCCGGCUCGAAGCGUGUCAUUGGAUUCGAAGAUGCCAGCUUCACUUAUGCUGAUGCUGAUAGCGACGUCGACGAAGGCACCUUUGCUCUACGCGACAUCAACCUCCGGUUCCCUGUUGGGAAGCUUAGCAUCGUCGCUGGUCCAGUUGGUUCGGGUAAGACUACAUUGCUCAUGUCGCUGUUGGGUGAGACCCGCCAGCUGGGCGGUCGCACCUUCAUGCCUUGCCCUGUGGCGCGUGCAACUGCACCUAUCGAUCCUGUCACGGGUCUCAGCGAGUCGGUCGCUUACUGCAGUCAGAGCCCCUGGCUGCUCGGUACUACGCUGAAAGAAAACGUGCUCUUUGGUUCUCCCUACGAUGAACGCCGCUACCGCGCCGUUAUCAAGGCAUGUGCUCUGGAGCCUGAUCUCAAGAUCCUCGAGUACGGCGACGAGACCGAAGUAGGCGAGAAAGGUACUUCGCUCUCUGGUGGACAAAAGGCUCGUAUUGCUCUUGCCCGUGCCCUCUACUCAGCGGCAAAGCACGUUCUCAUCGACGAUGCUUUGUCCGCCGUCGACAGCCACACUGCCAAGCAUCUCUACCGACACGCGCUCAAGGGUGCGCUUGCCAAGAACCGAACUAUCGUCUUGGUCACGCAUGCUAUCAGCUUGUGCCUUCCCGGCGCAGCCUUUGCCGUCGCUAUGGACAAUGGUAGCGUAGUCGUUGCAGGCACUCCUGACGUUGUCAACGCUACCGGCGUCUUCUCUGAAGAGGGCGAGGCUCUGCAAUUCUCCCUCAAGGCCGGAAAUACAGCGGAGCAAGGCAACGAGGAAAUGACCAUUGAAGAGCUUGCAGCUGGUGGCAGCGAUGAGGCCGAGCGCGAAGAGAUGGCCAAGAAGCUGGAAAAGAAAAAGGCGCACACCAACGAAGAGACGUACAGCUCGGGUGCCGUGGGAACCAAAAACUACGGCCUCUACCUGGGAUCCGUGGCCAGCAAGACAAGGCACGCAGUGUUUUUGUGGGGUUCUUUGCUUCUCUUCUUUUUCGCUGUUCGUUUGCUCGACAUUGGCUCCGGCGCAUGGCUGAGGGAAUGGGCAAAGUCGCACGACUACCGCGAGAAGGAGGCCGGCAUUCGCGUCGCUGCUACAAGUGACAUCGCAUCACAGCAGAAGCCACGCCUAACGUACGACCGGAUCGAGACAUUUAUGACAACGCCGCUCAUUGACACGAUCUGGACCAACCGACCAUCUUUGCUCAGCGCCCUUCGUAUAGACAACAUCCUGGACCGUGUCUCGAAGCCAUUCGCAACGGAUGAUACAAAGCCAGCACCUGCUGUCACAAUCAACGCGUCCGAUUACGUGCUCUCUAAUCACUACUCGGCCAACGAUGGCUUCCAGGGACAGCAGAUGCUUUCCCUUGAGCCUCGAAGCACCAACUUCAAGUCGGCACAAAACUUUGCAUCCGUGCAAACCGCGACAUCUGAUCGUGAUGAACGCCGCAACACAGGUGACCUGGACACGUACUACUUGACGAUCUAUCUGGCGAUCUCCUUGGGCUUCAUGACGAUGGCGGUGCUUCGAGACGGCUACGAGUUCUUCAUCUCGCUUCGAGCAUCACGACGCAUUUACCGUCAGCUCACAGAUGCCAUCUUGAACGCUCGGCCUCAGUUCUUCGACCGCACACCCGUAGGCCGCAUCAUGAAUCGACUCUCCAAGGAUGUGGAAACGAUUGACCAGGAGAUGGCAGUAUGCAUGCUGUUCCUGCUCGAGUGCACACUCACUGCGACAGCUAUUCUGGUGCUGAUCUGCUGGGCCACUCCAAUCUUCCUCCUCGUGGCUUUGAUCGUGAUUUGUGUCUACACAGUGAUUGGUGCGCUGUACCUAGUCAGCUCGCGUGACUUGAAGCGGAUCGAGUCAGUGGAGCGUUCGCCCAUCUACACAGUGGUUGGCGAGGUGCUGAACGGCUGUGUCGUCAUCCGCGCUUACGGCGAUGCAGGACGAUUCACGCGACAUUGUCUGCGACUUGUCGACAAGGCGAACCGAGCGUUCUUCUUCCUGUGGUACGAGAACCGAUGGCUCUCGGUGCGUGUCGACAUUGCUGGUGCCUCGGUGGCGUUCCUGUCGGCGGUAUUCCUGCUGUUGCGUGCGGACACGGAAGCAAGCUUGGCUGGAUUUGUGUUGUCAUACGCCAUCACGUUUGUUGAGUCGGUGCUGUGGAUCGUGCGCAUGUACACGCAAACCGAGAUCAACAUGAACAGCGUCGAGCGAAUCAGCGAGUACCUGGAUCUGGAGCCGGAACGUCAGACAGGACAAGAGCCACCUGCGUACUGGCCAAGCAGCGAAGGCAAGAUCGUGAUCAAGAACCUUGCUGUGCGAUACACGCCCGAGUUCCCACGUGUAUUGGACGGCAUCGACCUGGAGUUUGAGCCACGCGAGAAGGUGGGUAUUGUCGGUCGCACAGGUUCAGGCAAGUCGACAUUGGCAUUAUGCUUCUUCCGGUUCUUGGAAGCAGAGCAGGGUUCAAUUGAGAUUGACGGCAUCGACAUUGCAUCGAUCCCGAUCCGCACGCUGCGAGAAAGGCUGACGGUGAUCCCACAGGAUGCUCAGCUGUUCAGCGGUACGGUUCGAACCAAUCUUGACCCAUUCAAUGUGUACGAUGACGGAGAGCUGUGGAUGGCGCUGGAGAGGUGUCGACUUGCGUCGUUUGCUACACCAGCUGCCUCAGGUGCGGUCAGCCGUGCACCGAGUCGACCUGGAUCGCCGGGGCCCGAAGGGGAGGGCGAAAACGAGGUGGUGGGAGAGGCCGAAAUGUACGGUCGAACCAACAUCAUCACUUCGCUCGACGCACCGGUGGAACAAGGUGGGCGCAACUUCUCAGCCGGUCAAAAGCAGCUGUUGGCACUUGCGCGCGGAUUGCUCAAGCUUCGCGACAGUCGAAUCUUAGUGCUAGACGAGAGCACAGCAAAUCUUGACUCGGCAUCGGAUGCACAGAUCCAAAAGACGAUCCGACAAGAGAUGGCCCCACAAGCGACGAUCAUCACGAUUGCGCAUCGCAUCAAGACGAUUGCAGACUAUAACAAGAUUGUGGUUUUGGGCAAGGGCAAGGUGGUCGAGUGCGGCUCACCUUUGUCGUUGAUGGAAGACGAGUCGAGCGUGUUGCACUCGAUGUGCCAGCAGAGCGGUGAGAUGGGCGAGUUGCUACGCAUCGCCAAGGAGGCUGAUGCGCAGAAGAAGACCUCGUUGUUGUAG